Messenger RNA from Colletotrichum navitas, 960 nucleotides. Its product is annotated as retinal pigment epithelial membrane protein-domain-containing protein. The record is from RefSeq and is a predicted model, not a curated record. Bases 1 to 960 code for a protein of 319 amino acids. The transcript has 4 exons. Gene Ontology annotation, molecular function: carotenoid dioxygenase activity. Lineage: Eukaryota; Fungi; Ascomycota; Sordariomycetes; Glomerellales; Glomerellaceae. Gene Ontology annotation, biological process: carotene catabolic process.
AUGGCCGGCCACUUCCGCGACCUGCUGUCCGACCCACCCCGCAAGCCUUUCCCGGACCGGCCCCAGUUCUCAGGCUUCAUGAAGCCAUGCCGCUUCGAGGGCGAGGUCAGGAAUCUAGAGAUCGUCGGCUCCAUCCCCGCCGAGCUGGACGGCACGUUCUACCGGGUCAUGCCCGACUCCCAGUUUCCGCCUUUCAUCGAGGACGACCCCGUACGUCUGCCCCGUCUGCCCGACCCCUGCGCCUACUGCAGCAGAUACACCGACGCGGUCGAGUUCAAGGUCCGCACCACGGCCAACACCAACGUUUUGUACUUCAACGGCUCCCUGCUCGCCAUGAAGGAGGACGCGCCGCCGUACCGCUUGGACCCGGACACCCUCGAGACCCUCGGUCUCUGCGAUUUUGACGGCCAGCUGCCGAGCUGCACCUUCACCGCGCACCCCAAGCUGGAUCCCGUCUUGGGCGAGCUCGUGUGCUUCGGCUACGAGGCCACGGGCGAUGGUCCGCCCGACGUGUGCUACUUCACCAUCGGCCCCGACGGCGCGUUCCUUGAGACGGUGUGGCUCGUGGCCCCCGUCUGUGGGAUGAUUCAUGAUUUCGCCGUGACCGAGAACUGGGUCUUGUUCCCCAUCAUCCCUCAGAUCUGCGACAUUCAGAGGCUGAAGGCCGGCGGUGAGCACUGGCAAUGGGACCCUAACGUGCCCUUCUACCUCGGUGUCCUCCCCCGCCGCGGAGCCAAAGGGAGAGAUGUCAAAUGGUUCCGCGCGCCAAACGCCUUCCCCGGCCACACCACCAACGCCUACGAGACCCCGGAGGGCCGCGGCGCGCGGACACCGCCGAGGGAGCUGCACGUCGUCGACACGAGAAGCUUUGCGGAGCCCGUCGCCGUGGUCAAGGUUCCGAUGAGGUUGAGGGCCGGGCUGCACGGGAACUGGGUCGACGGGAAGGAACUUCGAUCUUGA